AUGAGAGACACCCCCCUUGCACUAGAGGCUCUGGAGGACUGCCAGGGCAGCUCUGACCCUGCUGGCUGCUUCGUGGAAUUUAUAGAAAGCAACAGAGUACAUCUCAUUCAAAGAACGGGAAUGAUCACUGUCAAGCAAAUAGCAGAUGACCUUUGGGCCUGCAAUGUCAUGUCUUGUGAAGAAGUGAAUAGCAUUGCCUGUGAAAAGGUUGAACAAGAAGCCUCAAGAAUGAUGAUUUACAUGAUUUUGAAUAAAGGUUCAGAAGCCUGCAAUAUUUUGGUUAAGUCACUUGAGAAACACGACUUUUUCCUCUUUCAUGACCUGCAAGGAUAUUGUACUACUGGGCAAGUGGAACAACAUAAAUUAAAUUACUUGAUUCAGGAUUUAAAGUAUGUGUAUCUAUCUUCAGCUUUUCAAAAAUAUCAUCCUCUCGGUAGUGAUACUGACAUAAUUUUUGAUUUGGCAACUGACUAUACUGACUCUUUGCUGUGGAAAAAAGAUAUACAUAAUAGCAGGAAAGGGCAGCUGACGCUAAAUGUCCUUCUGGAGGAAUUGAAAAAUCCCUGCAUUAUAGAAGCAGAAGCUGGCAAAGGAAAAACAACUCUUCUAAAAAGAAUUGCUGUACUCUGGGCUUCUGAAAAUUGCUCCGCUUUGAAAAAAUUCCAAUUGGUUUUCUUUAUCAGCCUGACUAGGACAAGAGGUGGAAUAUAUGACUGUGAUCAGCUUCUUUUUGAACAAUACCCCAUCUGCAAACAAGAUUUCAUGAAAAUGCUACUAGCACAAAGACAAAGGGUUCUUUUCCUGUUAGAUGGAUAUGAUGAAUUCAAACCCCCAAACUGUCCAGACAUAGAAGCAAUGAAUAAAGAAAACCACAAAUUCAAGAACAUGGUUAUUAUUGCUACCAAGACUGAGUCUAUCCAUAAAAUCAGACAGUUUGGGUCACCGAUUACUGAAACAGAAGAUCUAUUGGAGGAGAGUUGCAAGAAGCUCAUUAAAAAUGUCUUGACAAAUAAGCUGGCUGAUGGUCUGUUAAACCAGCUUAGAGAGGCCACUUCCAUGAAGAACCUUAUGAAGACUCCACUCUUUGUCAUCAUUGCUUGUGCCAUCCAAAUGGGUGAAAGUAAUUUUCAUCCAAGCACCCAGACUGUACUUUUCUCUACUUUGUAUGACCUGAUGGUGGAGAAAAACAGGUACAAAACAAAAGAAAUGACAGAAAAUCAUAUUAUGGUGAGCAUAAAUCAUUGUGGAGACUUAGCUUUAGAUGGAAUAUUUGAUCAAAGUUUUGAUUUUCAGUCUGAGGAUUUAGCUGACAUAGAAGAAGAAGUCCUGCUAGCUUUAGGUCUUCUAAAUAAAUACACAGCUCAAAGACUAAAGCCAACAUAUAGAUUUUUUCAUAAAUAAUUUCAGGAAUACACUGCAGGCAAAAAACUUUGCAAACUACUGACAUCCUGCCAAGAAGCAGAGGUGAAGAAAGGGUAUAGUUAUCUACAGAAAAUUAAUACUAUUUCAGAUAUUACUAAUACUUAUUUAAAUUUGCUCCUCUACUCUCUAGAUGCCACUAGAAUAAUUUUGGACUUAGUGAAAAGAAUUGAUUAGCAUAGAGAUAUUUCUGAACUGUUUUCAUUAAAGAAUCUGGCUUUGGAAAGAGAAUACACAGAAAAAUUAGAAAAUAUAACAGAAAAGGAAGAUUUAAAAAGAACUGACAAGGACAUUUUUGCAGAGUGUAUCAUUAAUUUCUUUUAUGGAAGUUCUUCAAAAUCAGCCUUGAGCAGAGAUUUUGAGGAGGUUUUUUGUGAUAAAAGUAUUUACAUUAAUACUCAAAAUAUCCCAACUUAUUUCUCUGAUUUUUUUAGAUACUUACCAAAUUGUCUUAGUGUACUAGGACUCAUUAAGUUAGACUUUUUUGGAAAUUGCUCACCAAAUAAGGAAAUAGACAAUGAGAAUGUGGAAGAUCUUCAAAUUAGUUCACUUAAAACUUACAUUCCUGAAAAGGCUGUCUCAUUAUUCUGCAACUGGAACUAGAAUCUCAGAUCUUUAGAAAUUACACCGCAAGAUUUCAACAAGUUAAAGAAACAUGAUAUUAAAUAUCCGGGCAAAAUAUGUUUCUCUGCUGCAAGCCUCAAGCUGCACAUCAGCAAUAGUGCUGGUAUCACAGGAACAUUGAAUGAAGUCCUUGAAACCUGUAAAAACUUACAAGAUCUUACUGUGGAGUGCACACCUCUUACUGUGGAAGAUGAGCAACAGAAAACAAUGACAAAGCUGAAAACCUUACAUAUAAGAGAUCUGCAAAGUGAAAAUCUAGAAGGUGGACUUACUGAUGGAGUAAAGAAAUUUGUGAAUGCUGAAGGGCUUGUACUUGACAAUAUAAGUAUGAAUGGAGGUGGUGCAAAAAAAUUAGCUGAAGGUAUCAGAAAUUUGAGAAAGCUACGCUUAUUAUACGUGAAUCAUUUGACAGCUGUUGGGGAUGGCAUAACCUACAUUGUAAAAUCAGUCUCUGAUGAACUAAGUGAACUUGAAGAAAUCCAACUAGUCAACUGCUGUAUCUCCAGUGAUGCUGUGGAAACUGUAGCUCAGAAUCUUUGUACUUUGCUAAAACUGGAUGUACUUGAUUUGUUGGAAAAUUACUUAGAAAAGUAAGGAAAAGAUGCUGUCCACAGACUUGUUGAUGGCUUACAUGUCCUACCUGGGACGAAAGUGCUGAUGCUUCCCUGGGGAGAUGAACUAAUGGUUUGCCUAACAAAAUUGAUAGAACUACUGGAAACAAUGCCACAGCUGACAAAACUUGGAUUGAGGAAAUGCAGCCUCACUGAUGUGAAGGUCAGAAUUCUAGGCAAUUUUUUUGAGAAAGAACACCUGCAGAACCUUCAGCACUUGGACUUGGCAAUGAAUUGUGUGACAAGCGAUAGCUGGCUUUCCUUCAUGCAGCCACUGAUCUCUCUCAAGAAGCUGGUAUCUGUAGAUUUCAGCAGCAAACAAGACUGGGUGCGCAAAUUAAGUCAGGUACUAACCACACUGAAUUAUUUAAAGGAGAUUAAAGGGACUGGAUGGAAGUUUGGUUGCCAUGAUCUUGAACUUAUUAAUGGUGCAAAGAUAAACUGCAGAAAACAAUUUCAGCUAAUGCAUUCUUAA
Molecule: messenger RNA, 3129 nt
Organism: Gymnogyps californianus (California condor)
Lineage: Eukaryota; Metazoa; Chordata; Aves; Accipitriformes; Cathartidae
Gene: NLRC4
Product: NLR family CARD domain containing 4
Biological process (GO): defense response to bacterium; regulation of apoptotic process; detection of bacterium
Source: RefSeq, a predicted model, not a curated record